AUGGUACCACCCAAACUCACCAAGAUGCUCCCUCGAAUAACCAAACAUGAGAACAUCUACACGAUCCCCAACAUUCUCACGUUCACGCGCCUCGUCGCCGCGCCCGCGGUGGGCUACUUCAUCCUGACCGCGCAGCCUCUCGCAGCAGUGUCGCUGUUCUUCUACGCCGGCGUCACCGACCUGGUCGACGGCUACCUCGCACGGCGGUUCAACAGCACCACCGUCGUCGGCACCGUGAUCGACCCGAUGGCCGACAAGGCGCUGAUGACCAUCGCCGUCGUGUGCCUGGCCCUCAACCACACGCUCCCCGUCUGGUUGGCCGUCAUCAUCCUCGGUCGCGACGUCGGCCUCGCCAUCUCGGCCAUCUACUUCCGCUGGAUCUCCCUGCCCCCGCCCAAGACGAUGGCGCGGUACUGGGACUUCAGCCUGCCCAGCGCCGAGGUCCACCCGACCGAGAUCAGCAAGAUCAACACCUUCCUCCAGCUUCUGCUGAUUGGCAACGCCAUGAUCCUGCCCGUGCUCCCGGAAUCCCUGGUCGCCGCCUACAACUUGACGGGAAUCUUCGAGGGGUGGAUGUACCUCGUCGCCGGCACGACGGUGUGGAGUGGUCUAAGUUACGUUGGGAACAAGUCCGCCGUGAAGAUUCUGUCGAGUGGUGAGAGUGACGAGAAAAUUGCACAGGCCAACAAGGACACAACUAGGUCUUCCUAA
Molecule: messenger RNA, 711 nt
Organism: Exophiala spinifera
Lineage: Eukaryota; Fungi; Ascomycota; Eurotiomycetes; Chaetothyriales; Herpotrichiellaceae
Product: CDP-diacylglycerol-glycerol-3-phosphate 3-phosphatidyltransferase
Exons: 1
Coding region: 1-711 (236 amino acids)
Biological process (GO): cardiolipin biosynthetic process
Cellular component (GO): membrane; mitochondrion
Molecular function (GO): cardiolipin synthase activity; CDP-diacylglycerol-glycerol-3-phosphate 3-phosphatidyltransferase activity
Source: RefSeq, a predicted model, not a curated record